Kalmanozyma brasiliensis GHG001 is the source of this 516-nucleotide messenger RNA. Its product is annotated as EF-hand domain pair. The record is from RefSeq and is a predicted model, not a curated record. The coding region runs from base 1 to 516 and encodes 171 amino acids. Lineage: Eukaryota; Fungi; Basidiomycota; Ustilaginomycetes; Ustilaginales. The transcript is spliced from 2 exons.
AUGAGCACAAGCGUAGGAGCACCAGCUGUGGAAGAGCAUGAGAAGGAGAAGGCAGCUUUGCUCGACGAAGAGGGAGACCUGACGCCCAAGUUUGAGGCUGCUCUUAUCCGAAUCUUCGCUCGCUUCUCUUCGUCGUACAAGGAAGCGCAUCCGGACGUACAAGCUUCGGGAAGCGGGUCGUCUGCAUCAAUACCGCGCCCGGAAGCAACAGACGUCUUGACAGAAGCAGAUUUGGACGCUUUCUCGACGGCUACGAAUGGAGCUGCACUACCUCAAGAGUCCAAGGAUGAGAUCCGCGAGUUCCUGGAUAUCGACAAGGAUGGCAAUCUGACAUUGCGCGGGUUCAUCGAGAUGUACCACCUGCAGAGCGACAACGAUCCGGAAGAGACAUGGAAGGACCUGAGCAAGCUUGGAUUCAGCAGCAGUCUCGAGUACGAGGAUGAGAGGAAGCAAGCGACCGAGACGAAGGCAGCGGGCGACUCGGCCACAGAUCAGGUAGCAGAUAGCAAGAAUUGA